CACGUCCGUCGCUGCAGAGUGAGGCUGCAGGAAGCUCUUCUGCCGCAGGAGUGGUCGGUGAGGUUUUGGCUCAGGCACCGCAUAAAUCUUUGUUUCCGCCCUGCGCAGGCAGGCCCCAUCUGCUUCGAUGACAGAGCCUCAGAACUGGCUUGUUGAGCUGGAUGGUGAGGGUGGCGUUCCUCGCCUACCUGGUGACGAGGAGGGCGUCCUUCGCACUGGGUGGGGCGACACUGUGCAGUUCGUGCUUCCCGCAGGCUCCCUGCCCUUGCUCAAGGGGCAGCCCGAGCUCGUUGUCUUGGACGAGCUUGGGACGCAGGCCUGCAUCAACAACAUGCCGCCCACCGGGCCCAUCGGGGACUGGAAGGCGCAGUGGCAUCCGGCGAAGCCCGGGCCCUACGAGCUCUUCGUCCGGGCGGCCGGCUUCGAGGGCCCGCGCUGCAGGAUCGUCGUCGACCCGCUCAUGACACUCAACGGCAAGCCGCUUCCAGCGCGCUCGGUGGUGCAGCUCACCGUCCUCUCGCGCUGCGCUGGGGCCAUCGAGCGCUGGCCCGAGGCGCUCGCGCCGCAGGGCGCGCUCGGGUACAACAUGGUCCACUUCACACCGAUCCAGCCGCCAGGGGAGCCACGCCUUGUGGGUUCUUCUCCGCCUCGCCCCGCCGUGCUCUGCCUGCAGAUCUGGGCACUCGUGACGGUCGGUUUUUUGUUUAUUUUUUUGUUCGGAGGCUGCUCUCUGGCCCCGGGACGGUCACA
Messenger RNA from Prorocentrum cordatum, 750 nucleotides. The record is from the annotation of a GenBank genome assembly. NCBI's taxonomy places the organism in Eukaryota, Dinophyceae, Prorocentrales, Prorocentraceae.